Molecule: messenger RNA, 3007 nt
Organism: Pimephales promelas (fathead minnow)
Lineage: Eukaryota; Metazoa; Chordata; Actinopteri; Cypriniformes; Leuciscidae
Product: adhesion G protein-coupled receptor E5
Biological process (GO): cell surface receptor signaling pathway; adenylate cyclase-activating G protein-coupled receptor signaling pathway
Cellular component (GO): plasma membrane
Molecular function (GO): G protein-coupled receptor activity; calcium ion binding
Source: RefSeq, a predicted model, not a curated record
AGGGAAGGAGGGACACCUUGUGGUUGGAGUAUCUCAAGAUGUGAAGUAAUAGUCUGGAGUCUGAUUUUCUUUGGGAAUUGUAUAUAUAUCACGAACCUUAACAACAAAAGCAGUUAUUACUGUGCUAACUAACAUGGAGCUGAAAUGGGUACUUCUUUUGGGUCUCCUCCUGCCGUCGUGUAGUGGAUGUGCCAUUGGAUAUAAAUUUGUUAAAAACAAAUGUGUUGAUGUGGAUGAGUGUGCGAUGAUUGUGUGUGGCGAUAACUUCAAGUGUGUAAAUACAGAUGGAAGUUACCAUUGCACCUGUAAUAACGGGUUCGGAAGGACCACCGAAGCAGGACCAUGUUAUGACAUCAAUGAGUGUACAGUUCCAGAUGUUUGCGGCACAAACGCAGUCUGCGUAAAUCAUCCAGGCAGCUUCAUCUGCGAAUGUCACCCGGGUUACAGUAACUACGGCAACAACCAGUCAAAAUGCAUCGAAAUGGACUGUGAUCAGUUUAAACCUCGGCCUGAUGCAGAACACACUCCGGACAAGUUGAAGCAUUUGAUGUCACUGUUGAAGAACAGCUGUGAGUCUCUGAAUGAUCCACAGGGAGAACAUUUGACCGGGAAGGAGUUACUGGAGAACUUUUGCAAUUCCACUGAUGAUCUGCUGUCGGACGGAAACAUCGCUGACGGCGGGAUGAUGAGUCAGUUUCUGUUCGCGGUGGAGAACAGCAUGCGUCUGAUUGGACCUCAGCUUAAAGAGCCUGUGACCAGGAUGGAGACGCACAACACCUUCGCUGAGGUUGCAGUCAGGCGGGGUCAGACUCCGCCCAGUGGGCGUGUCACUCUGAGCUUAGACUCCGCCCUCUUCAACACCAGCUGGGAAACAGUAGUCGGGAAAUCAUAUCCAGGUUUUGCGUUUGUGGCGCUGGUCAGUUUUAAAGAUAUGAACUCAUCCAGUGAUCUGUUGAACAAGAUGAGCAAAUCAUCACAGGAGCAGGAGAGCAGAGAGAGAAAAAUCACUUAUCAGCUCAACUCCAAGGUGGUGACGGCCGUCGUCAGUAAUCCAGAAACCAAAGAGCUGUCUGAGCCGGUGACGAUCAUCUUUACACACGAGCAGGAGAGGGCGGAGCCUGAGGGUGUGGCUUAUUCCUGUGUGUACUGGAAUGAGGCUGAGGGGGCGUGGUCUGGGCGUGGCUGUAAGGAGGCGUGGUCUAACAGCACUCAUACAGCGUGUUCCUGCACUCAUCUCAGUAGUUUCGCUGUACUGAUGGCCCUUUAUCCCAUACAGGACUCGUUUGAGCUGGUGUUGAUCACUCGUGUGGGUUUAGUUCUGUCUCUGCUCUGUUUAUUUCUCUGUAUCCUGACGUUUCGGUUCUGCCGCACGAUCCAAGGAACCCGAAACAGCAUUCAUCUUCAUCUGAGCGUGUGCCUCUUCAUCGCAGACCUCGUCUUCCUCUGCGGGAUCUCCAGCACUCACGAUCGGGUUGGGUGUGGGAUUGUGGCCGGGCUGCUUCAUUUCUUCUUCUUGUCUGCGUUCUGCUGGAUGCUGCUGGAGGGGGUUCAGCUCUACCGGAUGGUUGUGCUGGUGUUUCACACCACAUUAAAACAUGUCUACAUGUAUGCGGUGGGAUACGGAGUCCCUCUCGUCAUCGUCAUUAUUUCUGCUAGCACCUUCCCAAAGGGAUACGGCACCGAUCGACACUGUUGGCUCUCUCUAGAUGGUUAUUUUAUCUUGAGUUUUUUCGCACCCGUCUGCAUCAUCGUCCUCCUCAACUGUUUCUUCUUCAUCAUCACUGUGUGGAAACUGGCCAACAAAUUCUCCAGUCUCAAUCCAGACCUCUCCAAACUCAAACAGAUCAGGAGUUUUACGAUGACCGCAGUGGCUCAGCUGUGUGUUCUCGGAGGGACGUGGGUUUUCGGCUUCUUCCUCUUCCAGGAGAACGGGACUGAAGUCAUGUUGUACCUCUUCACCAUCCUCAACAGCCUCCAGGGGGCGCUCAUCUUCAUCAUGCACUGCCUGCUGUCCAAACCGGUCAGGGCGGAGUAUCACAAACUGUUUGUCCGAUUGUGUCCACAUAAUGAGAAAGGAGAAUACAGUACCAGCCAGUCCAACAGCAGUCAGAAACCUCUUCGGGUCGACAACAGCACUGGAGAGUCAGAGAUAUAAACUUCUGGUGGGUUUUUACAAACUCUCGAACACUAUUGACUUUCAACGACAAACGAAGACCUUCAGCUCAACCUUUCCAGUCAGAAGAUCUUUACGUGCUUUGCAUCCGUCCGUUCGGUGAGAACGUUGUAAAUAAAUAAAUAUUGUAGCUAAUAACAGACAUUCCUGUUAAUAAUACUGACCAAUCACAGGUGUUUAAGUUACUGGUAGUGAUAAUCUGCAAUCUUUCGAAGCGCUGAAUGAGUUUGUGUAGCUUAUUUACAAAUUUUGUUUACAAACUUUGUAAACGAAGUUUACAAAUUUUACUAAAAAUAAAAGCAAAAUGUGAAAGCUAUAUUGGUAAGUGGAAACGGUUGAUGAGCCGAUACGUGUUCCUCUGCCGCCAUCUACCGGUUAUUUAAUGUCUUUUAAAAAAAUUUGUUAGUUUUCCUACAUCGUGAAACAUUUAGUUUUACAAUUGAGGACAAUAUGUAGGAUAUUUUUUUGGUCAUCACAUUAAAAAUAACAUUUAAAUUGGAUAAUAUUCAUACUUUUGAAUAAAUAUGUCAUCAGGGUGCUUCUGUCUUUGUUGUUUUUUGUGAAACUGGAUGUUAUAUCAUGCAAAUUGCAGCUUGUUUAAAAUAAUCAAUGUUGUAUUGCUUUGAGGGAGAUCUUGACAUGAUUAUGCCACUAAACGAAUGUUAAAAUAAUCCAUAAGUGAAAGGGAAACUAGCUUUACGAUACAUAAAUGAUCUGAUCUGAGAGACUGGGGUUAUUAAAUAAUACGUGAUCUUAACAGAUAGUGUCUGUUUGUGUACUAAUAUUUCUUGAGUUUAUUUUAAAAUGCAUUAAAAACAUAUUUUGUUUAAAUCA